Messenger RNA from Plasmodium gaboni, 1329 nucleotides. Its product is annotated as putative lysophospholipase. NCBI's taxonomy places the organism in Eukaryota, Apicomplexa, Aconoidasida, Haemosporida, Plasmodiidae. The record is from RefSeq and is a predicted model, not a curated record. Gene Ontology annotation, molecular function: lipase activity. The transcript has a single exon. The coding region runs from base 1 to 1329 and encodes 442 amino acids. Gene Ontology annotation, cellular component: membrane.
AUGGUUGAGAAUGAAUUAAUUGAUGACAAUAGCUUAACUUAUAAAACGAGGUUAGAUGGAACCCCAAAACUUGAUUCCUUUUUUAACAAGGAUGGUUUAUUAAUAAGAACCUAUUCCUGGACAGUUAAGAAGGCAUUAGGGAUAUUAGUUUUAAUUCAUGGUUUAAAUUCUCAUUUUCGGUUAGAAUAUUUAAAACAUAAUGCGGAUAUCAUAAGUAAUGAUAAAGCAGUAUUGAUAGAUUCAGAUGAUUAUUAUAUAUAUAAGGAUAGUUGGAUAGAACGUUUGAAUAAUGAAGGUUAUUCUGUUUAUGGUAUAGAUUUACAGGGUCAUGGGAAAUCAGAUGGAUGGCAAAAUUUAAGAGGUAAUGUAAAUUAUUUUGAUGACUUAGUAUAUGAUGUUAUACAAUAUAUAAAUAAAAUAAAUAGUUCUGUAAUAAAAGAAAGAGUAGAUCCGACGGAAUAUUCAUAUUCAAAUUAUAAUUAUUAUUAUAAAAAUCGAUUGCCUAAUAUUGUGAGACCUCCUUUAUAUAUAAUUGGUCUUUCUAUGGGUGGAAAUAUUGCUUUGAGAGUCUUAGAAUUAAUAGGUAAAUCACAAGAAGUUAAUGAUAAUUUAAAUAUAAAAGGAUGUAUAUCUUUAGCAGGUAUGGUAUCGAUUGAUGAAAAUGGAUCUAGAAUUCCUUUUAAAUAUAAAUAUUUUUUUGUACCUUUAUCAAGAUAUGUAUCCUAUUUUUUCCCCACUUUUCGUCCUAGUCCAAAAAUGAAUUUUGAAAAAUUUCCAUAUGUAAAUGAUAUUAUAAAUUUUGAUAAGAACAGAUAUGAUAAAUGGAUAACUAUGAGAUUCGCACGUCAAAUUUUAGAAGCAACAUGGAAUUUACAGGAAGACAUGAAAUAUAUACCUAAAGAAAUACCUCUAUUAUUUAUUCACUCGAAGGAUGAUUGUGCAUGUUAUUAUGAAGGGGCUGAGGCUUUUUUUAAUAAAUUAGAAAAUAAUAAUAAAGAACUUCAUACAUUAUAUGAUAUGGAUCAUCUCCUAACCAUGGAGCCAGGAAAUGAAAAAGUUCUUGAUAAGGUUAUUACGUGGAUUAAAAGUAUAAGAGAAGAGGAUACUGAUAAUAGUUCAACACAAUUUAUGGAUGAUGAAAAUAUGCUUAAUGCUAUUUUACAAUUAAAUCUUGAAAAACAGAAUAAUGAUGAUUUUAUUGCACAAAAAGAAAACAUGGAAAUGUUUACUGUACUUUUAGAUAAUGAAAACGAUACUUGUAAUAUUAUUGAUAAAGAAUUAAUUGAAAAUAAUAUGACACAUUCGGAGUUAGAAACUGUAAUUAAUUGA